AUGUCAGAUAUCCACUCUAAGGCGCCGUCAAGCCGAAGCCAAUGGCGCAGUUAUGCAGCUGAAAUCCAUCGGGGACACUUAGAGGAGCUUCGGUUGCUGAAUGGCUUCCCGCGUAUCAUUGACGGCUCUAUUAUGCAAGAUAUCAGACAGACAAAUGUCUGCUAUGGUUGCUUCUUCGGGCGGCCAGAGUACCGGCUCCCGUGUGACCAUGUCAUCUGUGAGUACUGUGUCCAGGACUUUGACGACACUCCUAUGGACAAGCGCUAUCCUGGCUGGUUUGUUCAUCAUAGCUGCAUCAUCUGCCAAGCGACCAACGACAAGUGGCCAUACAAAGCUCAAAUCAAACCCGAUCUGGCUGGGGUGCGAGUACUAUCCUUAGAUGGUGGUGGUGUCCGUGGAAUUGUUGAAAUUACCACUCUCCUUCGACUCGAGAGCCAAGUAGGCUUGGGGAUUCCUCUAAGCCAACUUUUUGACUUCAUAAUUGGUACUAGUGCCGGUGGCAUCAUCGCUCUUGGUCUUGGUGUCGAGAGUCUUGAAGUGAAGGAAUGCAGGCGUCGCUUCUAUCUAUUUGUCCGAAAUGGGUUUUGCCACAAGACCUGGACGAAGGCUCGUGGCGUUAGCUGGGUAGCUAGGUGGUUUCGAGGCUCCAUAUAUCACACCGAGCAACUUGAAUCCGCUCUUCGCAGCGUAUUCGCACCAGGCCCCGGUUGCGAGUCUACUCAGCUUUAUGGGCUACGGCACCCCUGUCGAGUCGCUGUUACCACAACCGUCGGUGUUGAUCUCAAGCUUAUCGCCAACUAUCACCCUGGAGGCACUGGACAUUAUGUCGAUUCGCGUAUGGAUGACUGGAGAGCGGCCCGUUGUACUUCGGCCGCACCAAUGUAUUUCGAAGGAGCUUUGCAGUCGGAUGACGUCUAUUGGGAUGGUGGGUUAAAGGCGAAUAACCCGAUUCAGGAUGCUGUGAGUGAGUCCAAAACCAUCUGGGGCAAGAAUAUCAACUUCGAUUUACUUCUGUCUGUCGGAUGCGGGAAAGCAGAUGGACCUGCUAAACAACCAAAUUCUUGGCACCUUGUUCCAGAGUCCCUUGUCAAUCUCGUAAGGACUCUUUUCAGCACGAUGGACGGCCAAGCAGCGUGGAACACAUUCGGGAAGACGGCCGACGAUAGAUUAUUAGGCCGAGCUACAAGGUUGAAUGUGAAGCUUUCUGAGCAGCCAAAAUUGGACGACAUUGGGAAAAUCCACGAGAUGCAACAGGUUGCGGCGGGUCACGAAUUCUACAGCGAGUCGAAAUCUUCAUCUUCAAUUUUUGAACCGAUUCUAGGUCAGGCACCAAAUGACACACUGCAGUGUCUCGCAGUUCGGUUGCGGGCGAGCCUGUUUUUCUUCAAAAUGAUAUACAUGGAAGAUGAACAGGGAUCAGUCGUCAUUCGGGGAUGGAUAUGCUGCCGAUUACCUCCUGACAACCCGGGAUUCAAAGCCCUUAUCAAGAUGACAAGGGGCUUCUACGUGAACGAUGAGCAGUUACUACCAUUGUCCAAAUUAUGGCCAGAAGGAAAAACAACCCCCUUCAAACCUAGCGUCCUCAUCCAUGCAUCCAAGGAGAGCAUAGAUGGCCCUGUUCGAAUUGACGUGGACUUUCACGAGCCCUACAGAGCCGCGAUCAGUGGAUUUCCCAUGACACUCAAGGCGCUUCUCGAUUAUGGCAACGAGAAUUCGGAUAACCUCCAGGCUGCCCAGGCUUUUGAACAGGAAUGA
Penicillium manginii is the source of this 1755-nucleotide messenger RNA. RefSeq lists its product as uncharacterized. The record is from RefSeq and is a predicted model, not a curated record. The coding region runs from base 1 to 1755 and encodes 584 amino acids. Gene Ontology annotation, biological process: arachidonate metabolic process. Gene Ontology annotation, cellular component: membrane. NCBI's taxonomy places the organism in Eukaryota, Fungi, Ascomycota, Eurotiomycetes, Eurotiales, Aspergillaceae. The transcript is spliced from 3 exons.